GAUCUUUUUUGUGUUCUCCCGCGUCCUGACGACGUUAGAUGAUCUUCGGUUCCUUCCCGUAGCCCUACUCUGGCCGCCCAAUUUAUAGUCUUCUCAUCCGGAAGUCCAUACAUAAUCCUCCUUUCGUCUGGAGUUUUGCCCUCUUCGUGAAGCGUCCAGAAUCUCGCUUUCUCCUUCAGAUGCAUCUGCUCGGCAUCUGGAUACCCUCCCGAUAUCUUCUGAUGGCAUACCGCUUAUUCCAGAUAGCCUGGUUAUAGCUUCACCAUUUUUCACACGUAUUCUAGACACUGUCCCGACAUAUUCUAGACGCUGUCCCGAGGUGUUCUCGAUGCUCGCCCCCUCUUCCCUACUUCAUCGUGACGUUUUCUCUACUCUAUUUUCGCUAUCGGGACAUCACUUCUUGCUAACAUCUCUCACAUCUAUACGCCUCUGAUUCUCGUCACAUCACUAUUGGAUAAUCUAAAUCUAUUUUAAUUACUCUACAGGCCCAAAAUCCUCCUAAUUACCCCCUCCGAUACCCACUUCUUCCUGCCCGCCCUCGGAGUCCUGCUGCACAUUUCCACCCCCCCGGUGAAGCCUCCCCGGCCUCAAAAUCCUCGAGCCUGAGCGAUAGGGGGCUGGAUGGAUCAGGGCUCCUGGCGUUCUCCGGUCCUAGUUCCUCGGUCCGGCGACAUCCCUCUUCUGGACCAGCGGGAUCUAAAUCCAAAAACCCCGACUCCAAGUCAACCGACAUCUGGCUGAAAUCCAAAGACGUAUCUGUUUCCUGCGACGGAUCCAGGCUAUCUUGGCCCCAUCCCACUGGCAGGCUCCGGACUAUUCUGCGUAAAUGGCGUCAUUCCUUCGAGAAAUGGUCCGACGAAGAUUCAAAACAAACGCCUCCCGCGUCUCCUUUGCGAACCCCAGCCACGUAUUUCUCUUCCUCACAAAAAGGUCUUACGUUUCUGUCAGCUAUUAGCCGUCUUGGUCUUCUACAACACCCCCCAAGAUUCAGACGCUCUUACCUCUAACUACAUCAUGCUUGAACUGGGCUGGGGUCUUAUAUAUCUCGGUUUGCCAUGCCCGCAGUACAUGGCACAGCAUCGCACGCGUCAGGCAGAUUAUAUUACCAUUGAUCCGCUUCAAAAAUCCCCGGUCCAGCAUCCCUUGCAUUUUUACCCCAUCGAAAUCCUUGCCGUAUAUCGCGUCGGCAAUUUGAGGCGCAAGGAACCUGAACGUCAAGUUCUACGCCCAGCUCAGUCAGCCACUAUGUCCGCGUCAUAAACCACUUAAGACGAACCUCAUAUCCAUUGGGCGAGCACAUGAACCUGUCUCCUUCUAGGAGGUAAUCAACCCUGUGCAUAACAGCCGUAGGGUCUUUCGGAAGACUAUACAACUUUUCGAUAUUGGUACUGAUAUGGAACAAGAACUGCCCUCUGACUGCCGUGUGUUUACCACAAAGCUUUGGUUGUUAACACCCUAUUCUGCGCUGUAUCAUGGUUGCCUAAGUGAACUUACUAGUUUCAAACUCUCCUCCGACGGAUCUAUAUACCCUGCAUCGGAUAUCGCAUCCUGCGCCUUGCUCCAAACCGUGUACACCUGCGACGUCAAAGCAACGGCGUUCGGGAGUGGGUCAUCGAAAAGGGUGUACCUAAGCAUCAGAGCUAUCGCCUUCCCUAAUAUAGCACCUUCUACCCCUGUCACUGUGUUUCGCCACGAGUCUAUUGCGGGCCCGAUACGCCCGUGACUUGGUGUACCCGGUUCACUUAGUGGACUCGAGCUUCUGACGCCAGACGUGGUGAUACUAUGGGUGGCCAGCGGGGACGAAUAUCUUUCUGUUAGAUGACGGGAACGUCGGUGGACUGUAGGCUCUGCCACGUAUGGUGCGCCCCCAAGCCACUGGCGUGCGCCUAACAAGAGAUACUUCUUGCGAUCCGGAAGUUGUUGAAAUUCACACAGUCAUCGGGCCACUAUUUCCUUGUUGGCCAGCUGCCUGCGAGCCAUGACGCUGCGCCGACGCUGUACCUUCUUCAAUAUCAAGCGUUUCUGUAUCAAGUUCAGUAUCUGAUUCGGUUUCUUCAGCGUCGCCUAGGUUUUGGUACGCAUCGCUGCUAUCGUCGCUUAAAUGAACCGUUUCCAAAUGCUCUUAUCCAUCGAGCUCCGUUUCAGGUUCGAUAUAUGCCCUGGUUUGUAUUCUCGACCCCCGGGGGCGCUUGGGUGGCCUUGCGAGAACACUGGUUUCAUUUGACCCAGGAGACGGGCUCCGACAUGAUGGUUGGUAAUUUGACAGUGUUGUCCGGGAGGAGCCAGAUUGGUUCUGCUUCGAUCCCGAUCCGGAUCCCCUGCUGCCAAGCCCAUUCUGAUUACCUACUCGGGGAGUUGGCUGGCUGGAGCCCAUGGAAUUGGCUUGUCCCCUAGCCAUGGUGCAAUACAAACGUAGUGAUCGUUAAGCAAGAUAAAUUUCAGGAUAUAGGGAUGCAGGAGAAUUGGACGGAUCUCAAGUAUUGUAAAGAAGAGGAGGUUGCGUAGUUUUCUUGGGUUUAACAUGACGCGUCAGGUCUUAUACGCUGGACAUAGGGUCCAGGAGUGGCAUCACAGACUAUCACUCGGUAUUGAAUGCAAAGUUACGCCUGAGAAAAGUGGUUUUCCAUCACUCAGCAUUAGGUUCAUGA
Molecule: messenger RNA, 2648 nt
Organism: Tuber melanosporum (Perigord truffle)
Lineage: Eukaryota; Fungi; Ascomycota; Pezizomycetes; Pezizales; Tuberaceae
Exons: 5
Coding region: 2155-2394 (79 amino acids)
Source: RefSeq, a predicted model, not a curated record